GCCUUGGAGACAGUGAGGCGUCGGGGGGGCCCCGGGGCCGGUCCGGCGGGUCGGGGGUGUCGGGGGUCGGACCGGGGGGACACGGGCCGGGGGCUGCACUGCUCCCCCCGGGGUCACGCGUGGGCAGGCACCGCGGGUCGGGGGAGCCACGCCGCCGCCUCACCUGAGGGUCCGGCAGCAGGCGCUCCCAGGUGAGGCAUGGAGAGCGGGCAGGAGAUCCCGGCCCUCACGGACACGGCUGCCGAGUUCCUGAGCCUCAUCGGGCUGAAGGAACUGGAGCACUGCCUGUUCGCCGAGACGCUGGCAGUGGUGGGCACAGGGGACCCGCCAAGGGACAAGGCAGAGGGCCAGUGGUGGAUGGCAGCCCAGUGGGCACCCUACAAGCGGGAAGGUGAGCCAGUGCGGAACUGCAUCCUGGUGCAAGCCAGGUUCCGAGGCUGGCAGGAUGGCGUGCCUAGAUGCAGCACCCUCAAAGCCUUUGUGACCCCACAGCUGGAGACCCUGGAGCAGGAGGAGCAGGAGUGCUUGGAGUUCAGACCAUACCCCACAGAGAAGAGUACCCACAUGGUGAGCCACCAGCAUGGGAUGACUGUCACGAAGACCCUCCAAGAGGGAGAGGCAGAGCCACAGUGCCAGAGCUUCUCCUACAGCCAGGCUGAGCUGCGGGGGCUGCUGCUGGAGGGUGCCAGCCUCCUGCUGCUGCGGGUGCUGGCACGCCGGCACACAGUGCCCCCCGGCCUCAUCUUCCCAGCCAUUGACACCGAGGGCCACCUCUGCACCUCCAGCUACUCUGCCCUGGGCAUCCAGCGUCAGGCAGUGGGCUCUGCAGAGACAGAGGUGUUUGUGAUGGAGCGAGCCAUGCACACCAGCACAGGCAUCUCCACCGUCUGGCAGAGCAGCUUCCUCCCCAAUGGGCGUUUGGUUCAGAUGAUGCAAGUUGGCUCCCCAACGCUGAUGCUUCUGCAGGAUGAGUCCAUCCUCAGCAAGUCAGGUGGGUUUGAGCCCCAGCUCCCCUUCCCCAAAGAGCCCCUGAACUGGGAGGAGGACGUCCAGCUCUGCUCCUGGUUCCUGGACAGGAAGAAUUCUUUGCCCACCAGCGGCCCAUGGAUACCCCCUUUGCCUCCAUUGGGUCUGCCAGCCCUCUCCCCAGCUCCCCACCUGACCACCCUCCAGCUAACGGAGAAUAAAGCUGCCAAUACUGCCUGUCCCAGUCUUGUUUGCUUUGGGGAAACUGAGGCUCAGGGAGGGCAGGUGGUGCCGAGUUGUGUGCUAAAGCCCCACCAUGCCAUCUGGGUGGGACCCUCUCCCCCUCUCAGCUGUUCUAGCCCUUAGGGCUUAGGGUGGGGAGUGCCUGGGGCGUAUCCUCGAGCAGAGCCAGGCUCACAUCCCCAUGCCCGCCACCACCCCAUGUGUAGACCUUGCCCAACUCUCUGUGGGGCACAGCCUGGAUGGCAGAUGAGUACCCCAGAGAGACAGAUGGAACUAACCAGGCACCCACAGGAGCAUCUGAGGUGCUCCCCCUUCCACCUCCACAGCCACAAGGAUCCUGGGGAUGAGGUCCCCACUUUUGUUGUCACAGCUUGACAGUGCAGCAACACUGGCACCCCAUCUUUGAAGGUCCCCACACCCAAGGUUGACAUAAGCACCCUGUACCGCAGAGCUGAG
This is a messenger RNA of Neopelma chrysocephalum (saffron-crested tyrant-manakin), 1665 nucleotides long. RefSeq names its product ciliogenesis associated TTC17 interacting protein (gene CATIP). Bases 199 to 1332 code for a protein of 377 amino acids. The record is from RefSeq and is a predicted model, not a curated record. Gene Ontology annotation, biological process: cilium organization; actin filament polymerization. NCBI's taxonomy places the organism in Eukaryota, Metazoa, Chordata, Aves, Passeriformes, Pipridae. The transcript is spliced from 9 exons.